AUGUCUAUGGUUCAAAUUACUCGUAAAUUUGGGGAUCAAAUUUACUUAGUUGAAUUACAAGCUACGGUCGAAAAGAUGUCAGAAACAUUGGAUAUAGGAACCCUUGAAAUAGUUAAGGAAAACAAUAAAAAAAAAGCUGCUAUUUACGUAGGAAAUCAAUGCAUGGAAGGUGUUGUUGAAACUUUGCAAAAGCCUUUAGCUGUUUUACAAAAAUCGCGUGUUGGAGACGAUGAAUCGCCCGCUCAUGGAUUGAACAUUGUUUCUAUUAUUAAAGAAAGAAUUAGAUUUAGUUCUCGUCCUUUACCUGUGAAACUUUAG
Molecule: messenger RNA, 318 nt
Organism: Schizosaccharomyces osmophilus
Lineage: Eukaryota; Fungi; Ascomycota; Schizosaccharomycetes; Schizosaccharomycetales; Schizosaccharomycetaceae
Gene: ctf8
Product: Ctf18 RFC-like complex subunit Ctf8
Exons: 2
Coding region: 1-318 (105 amino acids)
Biological process (GO): mitotic sister chromatid cohesion
Cellular component (GO): Ctf18 RFC-like complex
Source: RefSeq, a predicted model, not a curated record